CUUGAAUAUGUGACUCACUCUCCCAGACUCAGGGCCAGGAUGGCGGCUUGUCCUAUGUUGUAUGAUUUCCCCAAGGAUUUCCCGCUCGGAUAAUGCAUGAGGCAUUGCUCAAGAUCCUCUUGUGGGCGCUGCGCUUCAGUGUGUGAACUAGAGAAGUCGUGAACUACUAUACGACUAUACUACGCGGUGCCUUUCGAGCUUUUCGGAAAGUUUAAAACGAGGAACUUGGUCCCCAAAACGGUAGCGUACUUUCUUUCACUGUUUCCUCGGGUGGUGUAUUACGUGCAAAAGCCAUCAUGGGUAAGCGACAGCAUCAGAAAGACAAAAUGUAUCUGACCACCACUGAGUGGACAGACCUGUACGGUGGUCGGAAAAAGCGCGUCGACGUAAAUUCUGAAUUUAAGCGGUUACCUUUCGAUCAUUGCGCCCUGUCCUUGCAACCUUUUACGCACCCCCUGUGCACCCUGGAUGGCGCUAUUUAUGACCUGGAAAACAUCGUGCCGUUCCUAAAAAAGUUUGGAGUGGAUCCUGCGACAGGAAAACCACUCGAUGCAAAGUCGCUCGUUCGACUUAACUGGACCCGCAACAGCGAGGGAGAAUAUCACUGCCCCGUCUUGUACAAGGUGUUUACCGAGAACAGUCACAUUGUUGCCAUUCGCACGACGGGCAAUGUGUUUUCUUACGAAGCAGUGGAGCAGCUCAACAUACGGGCAAAGAACUGGAAAGAUCUCCUCAAUGACGAACCUUUCACAAGAACAGACAUCAUCACACUACAGGACCCUGCCAACCUGGACAAGUUCAACCUGGCAAAGUUUCACCAUCUGAAGAACAAUCUCAGAGUGAUAGAUCCCGAAGAGGAGCGAAUGAAGUCGGAUCCUAAGUACACCUUACGGGUGCUUAGCACAGAGACCAAAGCUACCCUGUCCGCACUUGAGAAUGAGUACACUGCACCUGUCAGAGAGGGAAAACAGCUGGUCAGACAUGCAGACAAAACAAAUGCUGCACAUUAUUCAACAGGUGCAGUUGCUGCAGCAUCGACUUCGACAGUGAUGAUGCCUGAAACGACGCAUGAGCCUGCUAUCCUGUCAGAAGAUGUUGUUCGUUACGCUCUUGUCAAGAAGAAAGGCUAUGUGCAGCUUGUGACCACGCACGGUAACCUCAAUCUUGAGUUGUACUGUAAUGUUGUGCCCAAGACGUGCGAUAACUUCAUCCGCCUGUGCCAGAAAGGCUACUACAAAGGAACUAAGUUCCAUCGGUCCAUCCGUAAUUUCAUCCUCCAGGGUGGCGAUCCUACUGGGACAGGAAAAGGAGGAGAGUCUGUUUGGGGAAAGCCUUUCAAGGACGAAAUUAAACCAAACUUGGUGCAUCAGGGUAGAGGGGUGCUCAGCAUGGCAAAUGAAGGGCCCAAUACCAACGGGUCACAGUUCUUCAUCACCUAUCGCUCCUGCCGUCAUCUUGAUUCCAAGCACACCAUUUUUGGCAAGCUGGUCGGAGGGCUGGAAGCGCUUACAACCAUUGAAGCCAUCGAGACUGACAACAAGGACCGUCCCAUCGAGGAUGUCUUCAUUCGCGAUACGCUUGUAUUUGUGGAUCCAUUUCAAGAGGUGGACACGCAGCUGGAAAAAGAGAGGCAACAGCAGCCUGUGGAAGAACCAGUUGCGAAGCCUCAGCAACCUCUGAAAGAGUUCCACUCUGGCAUUGGAAAGUACAUUGAUCUAGCAUUGUGCAAGAAAAAGCCUGCUGGGGAACCAGUAAACAAGAAGCAAAAGUUGGUGCCAGGGAUGCAGUUCAAGGAUUUCAGUGCAUGGUGAUGACUGCACUACAGCUGUUGGACAAAGUGAAGUUGCUUUCUGUUGGUGUACCUGCAUACCAAUAUUGUAUGAAACAUCAAUAACAUACCGUUGUUUUAAAGGGGCCUUGACACAAGCAUUUAUUUGCAAGAAAGCGAUGGGGGCCGGCCAGAACAACCAGCCAUUUGCCGAGCAGACCGCAAUCAAGGACAACACAGACACCUAGAAAUUUUUCAGGCUUGGGCUGGGACAGAUAUAUAUAGAGAGAGAGCUGUCGGGCUGGGCCCGGGCGGGUAAAUCAGAAGGAGGCCGGGCUUGAGCCGGGCCUAAAAAUGUGGUCCGUGCUGUGCUCUAAUAUAGAUAUACUGACUGCACAUCGGAACUGAACGCGUAAAAAUUAUGAAAUAAAAUACGGGGGUACUUUUCUGUUGAAAUUGAAGUUCA
Ornithodoros turicata is the source of this 2234-nucleotide messenger RNA. RefSeq names its product RING-type E3 ubiquitin-protein ligase PPIL2-like. Gene Ontology annotation, biological process: protein folding; protein polyubiquitination; protein peptidyl-prolyl isomerization. Gene Ontology annotation, cellular component: catalytic step 2 spliceosome. The record is from RefSeq and is a predicted model, not a curated record. The transcript has a single exon. Lineage: Eukaryota; Metazoa; Arthropoda; Arachnida; Ixodida; Argasidae. Bases 297 to 1811 code for a protein of 504 amino acids. Gene Ontology annotation, molecular function: peptidyl-prolyl cis-trans isomerase activity; ubiquitin protein ligase activity.